CCCACGCGGAGGAGUUCAGAUGGAAGUGGUCAUCACUAGAAGGCAAAUGGUGUCAGCGUUAAUCCCAGUGAAACUGCCAGGUUGCAAUGUGCACCUGAAUGAGACAGUGAUAGUAGUCUGUAGCCCGGGAGCAGAGCUGAAGAUUCCCCUCUGCCGCUCAGAAAUAGGCUGUACUCCAGACAGGCUUCACCCACCCAAAAACAACAUGUACCCUCUGAAUUUUCUGGAAGCAUCUCAGUGACGGGAUCGCGACAUUUAAAAAAAACGUACACAGCAGACAACGUCAGGCGGAGAAAUGCAGAGAAAGGAGAGGCGGGGAGUCUCAAGUCCUCAGAUAGAGUGAACAGAAGCGGGGGGGAGGGGGAGCGAAGAGAGAGCUGGGGACUAACGGUGGGAUCAAAGUACCUGGGAUCAAAGCAGAAUUAAGGGCAUCUGAGAAUUCAGGGAAAAAAAUAUAAAGUGUGAUACUGAAAUUCCAACAGAAACCAUUUCAUAACGAGCUGCAUCUGUGAUUCUAAGUAAUGUAUGGAGGAAGAAAUCCCACAUUGCUGCUCCUGCUGCUGAGGGAAACUUGUUUUCUCUAGUGAAUACUGAACGGUGAGCAGUGUUGUGCCAGGGACUGGCUGCUGGCGUUUUCCAGGUAUUGUCUGGUCUGGACUGGGAGCUGCCCAGGCUCUCAUUUCUUGAGACUCCAGGACUGUGCGCCGGCCCUUGGACCAGGUCAAAGAUGUCCUCGAAACUUUUCGUCCUCCUUUUCCUCCAAUCUGCUAUUCACGCGAGCAGCAAAAUUGAAGAUGAAGAUGAUGAUGAUGUUGGUCUGAAUAAGACAUGGGUUCUCGCUCCCAAGUCUCAAGAUGCAGAUGCGACACACAUACUGAACUCACUGUUGAGUGGCUAUGACAACAAACUGCGGCCAGAUGUUGGAAUAAAGCCAAUUGUUAUUGACGUGGACAUCUAUGUGAACAGCAUUGGCCCAGUAUCUGUUAUCCAAAUGGAGUACACCAUCGAUAUCUUCUUCGCACAAACCUGGUAUGACAGGAGGCUGCGUUUUAACAGCACACUGAAAGUCCUGACCUUGAACAGCAACAUGGUGGGGCGUAUCUGGAUCCCAGAUACCAUAUUCCGAAACUCAAAGAGGGCUGAUUCUCAUUGGAUCACCACACCCAAUGAACUGCUACGAAUCUGGAAUGAUGGCAAGAUCCUCUAUACUCUGAGACUCACUAUCGAGGCGGAGUGCCAGCUCUAUCUGCAGAACUUCCCCAUGGAUGAGCAGUCCUGUCCUCUCACCUUCUCCAGUUAUGGAUAUCCAAAAGAUGAAAUAACCUACAGAUGGAGACAGUACUCGAUUGAAGUAGCACACCAACGAUCCUGGAGACUCUACCAGUUUGAUUUUGUUCGUCUCCGGAACACAACAGAAGUCCUCAAAACCACUGCAGGAGACUACACUUUGAUGAUUGUUUACUUUGAUUUAAGUCGCAGAAUGGGAUAUUUUGCGAUACAGACCUAUAUCCCCUGUAUACUAACUGUAGUCCUAUCAUGGGUUUCAUUCUGGAUCAAGAGAGAUUCAACUCCUGCCAGAACAACACUCGGGAUCACCACUGUGCUGACCAUGACCACACUGAGCACUAUUUCCAGAAAAGCAUUGCCCAAGGUCUCCUAUAUCACUGCCAUGGACCUGUUCGUGUCGGUCUGUUUCAUCUUUGUCUUCGCAGCACUCAUGGAGUACGCCACCCUCAACUAUCUCGUAGGGACCAAGAGACCCAACCCCACAAAACGCAAACUCAAACCUGAAGCCAGUGCUCCAGGUGGGGAACCCUGCUUCACCACCAUCACCAUGAACAACCUGGCACAGUGGCAGGAGCCAGAGGACGAGUUGCCUGAUGACUGCCUGGAAGGCAAGGACUGUCGCUCCUUCUUCUGCUGUAUCGAGGAUUGCCAGACUGGCACGUGGCGCAGGGGUCGCAUCCGCAUCCACAUCUCCAGGCUGGAUGCCUACUCCCGGGUCUUCUUCCCCACCGCCUUUCUACUCUUCAAUCUCAUUUACUGGAUCUCAUACCUAUACCUGUGACUCAGUCAUUCGCAGUAAAUGAAUCCAACAAUAAAAGAUCUU
Messenger RNA from Stegostoma tigrinum, 2110 nucleotides. Its product is annotated as gamma-aminobutyric acid receptor subunit gamma-4-like. The transcript has 9 exons. Gene Ontology annotation, biological process: chloride transport; monoatomic ion transmembrane transport; synaptic transmission, GABAergic. Gene Ontology annotation, molecular function: GABA-gated chloride ion channel activity; transmitter-gated monoatomic ion channel activity involved in regulation of postsynaptic membrane potential; GABA-A receptor activity. The coding region runs from base 728 to 2068 and encodes 446 amino acids. The record is from RefSeq and is a predicted model, not a curated record. Lineage: Eukaryota; Metazoa; Chordata; Chondrichthyes; Orectolobiformes; Stegostomatidae. Gene Ontology annotation, cellular component: postsynapse; dendrite membrane; GABA-A receptor complex.